UCUGGCUGUGAGUCUGCUUAGUCCUGUUGCUGUGUGUGUAAAGCUUUGAUGCGGUGCGGAGGUAACGGGAGAUGUGGUCCUUUUUCGCCAGGGAUCCUGUCAAAGACUUCGCCUAUGAAAUCCUCCCAGACAGCCAAGAGAAGUCUGGGAUAUGGAGCCUCCAUCGGGGGAAGCGGAAGACCAAUGGAGAGCCGGUGUCUGUGUUUGUGUACGAGAUGGCUCAGGGGACAGAGCUGCAGACCCAGCUAGCCAAGGCUGCCUUCAAGCGCAUGAAGACCCUGCGGCACCCGAACAUCCUGGCCUACGUCGACGGGCUGGAGACAGAGACAGACAAGAGCUUGUACCUGGUCACUGAGCAGGUGACGCCUCUGGCAGUCCACCUGAAGGCCCAGGCAGAGAAAGGCGGUGCUGGGGAACUGGAGGUGUCCUGGGGUCUGCACCAGAUAGUGAAAGCUCUGAGUUUUCUGGUCAACGACUGCCACCUGCUUCACAACAACUUGGGCGUGUGGGCCGUUUUCGUGGACCGAGCUGGAGAGUGGAAGCUCGGUGCUCUAGACCAUGUGGCCCCUCAGCAGGGUGACCCAACCGGGGUCCCGCUCCCCACCCCGAAGUCUGUCAACCCAGAUAUGGAGAAGUACGACCCACCAGAGAUGCCCAAUAGCAGCGGAGACACAUGGGCAGGGGAGGUGUGGCGACUUGGCUGCUUGAUUUGGGAGGUGUUCAACGGGCCGCUUCCUCGCACAUCAUCCCUCCGCUCGCUGGGAAAGAUCCCCAAGACCCUGGUCCCCCAUUACUGUGAGCUGGUGGGGGCCAACCCUCGGGCUCGGCCAAACCCGGCCCGCUUUCUGCAGAACUGCAGAACCCCGGGGGGGUUCCUCAGCAACAGCUUUGUGGAGAGCAACCUUUUCCUGGAAGAGAUCCAGAUUAAAGAACCUGCAGAGAAGCAGCAGUUCUUCCAGGAUCUGAGUGAAAACCUGGACUCGUUCCCCGAAGACUUCUGUAAACACAAGGUCCUUCCUCAGCUGCUCACCGCCUUCGAGUUCGGCAAUGCAGGAGCCGUCGUCCUCACCCCGCUCUUCAAGGUGGGGAAGUUCCUGUCAGCGGAAGAAUACCAACAAAAGAUCAUUCCCGUCAUUGUGAAGAUGUUUUCGUCCACGGAUCGAGCUAUGAGGAUACGACUUCUGCAGCAGAUGGAGCAGUUCAUUCAGUAUCUGAACGAGGCAGCUGUCAAUUCCCAGAUCUUUCCUCACGUCGUCCACGGCUUCACAGACACCAACCCGGCCAUCAGAGAACAGACCGUUAAGUCUAUGCUGCUGCUGGCUCCCAAGCUGAAUGAGACCAACCUGAACCAGGAGCUGAUGCGUCACUUUGCGCGGCUGCAGGCCAGAGAUGAACAAGGCCCAAUCCGCUGCAACACCACUGUGUGCUUGGGAAAGAUCGCCUCCUACCUCAACGCUGGGACUCGACAGCGGGUUCUGAUUUCUGCCUUCUCGCGAGCUACGAAGGACCCCUUCCCCGCUUCACGCUCGGCCGGUGUCCUGGGCUUCGCAGCUACGCACAACUUCUACAGCGUAACGGAGAUCGCUGGCCGAAUCCUGCCCACACUCUGUGCCAUUACUGUUGACCCCGACAAGAGUGUCAGGGACCAGGCAUUCAAAGCGAUCAAGAGUUUCCUUUCCAAGCUGGAGACUGUGUCAGAAGACCCAACCAAGCUAGCUGAGAUAGAAAAGGACGUGGCGUCGUGCGCUCAGCCCGCAGGAGCCUCUUCCAGCUGGGCCGGCUGGGCCGUCACCGGCAUGUCCUCGCUAACGUCCAAGCUGAUCCGCAACGCUCCUGGAACAGAAGGCGGUGCAGCCGAGGGCGGCGGCUCUACCGACACCACCAGCCCCACCAGUGCUGCCGAUGAAGCAGCCCCUCCUGGUUCUGAAGAUAAAACCCCACAAGCCUCUCUGCCUCAGCGCCCCGCCUCUAGUCGUGCCAAGCAAUCGCUGACUCUCGAAGCAACAGACAAUGAUGAUGAGCCGAUAGGAGACCGCUGGGAUGACGAGGAGGACUGGGGGAGCUUGGAGGAGCCGGAGAAAGCUCACACUGAGACCGACGACUGGAACACGGACUGGUCAGGAAUGUCAUCAUCCAAAAAGAAGGCCAGCGACAAAGGAGUGGGUCGCUCUUCCGCCUCCGCGGCAGUGAAGAAGCAGAGCUCAGACUGGAGCAGCUCUGGCUGGGACGCCGAUGACAGCUGGUCCAACGAGAAGGAAGGCCAGGGUCAGAGCUCCGCCGGCGAGGAAGGCUGGGGCAACGACUGGGGGGAGGAGGACACGGACACGACGUUGACCAACAAGACGCUCCCCCUGCCCGAGGGCGUGCGGUUAGCCAGCGAGUACAACUGGGACAGCAGCACGGCGAAGGGCGCCGGCCAGAACGACCUGUUCGCCAGCGUGUCGCAGAGAAGCACGGCGGCCACUGGUGCUACCACGCCUGGAGAAGGCUGGAGUGCAGAGCCCACGGGAGACUGGGGAGCUGAGGAGAGCUGGGAGUCAGUAGACGGAAGUCAGGGUCUCAGCAAGGCGGAGCUGUCCAAAAAGAAACGAGAGGAGCGGAGGAAAGAGCUGGAGGCCAAGCGAGCGGAGCGUAAAGCUGCUAAAGGACCUCUCAAACUGGGCGCGCGCAAGCUGGACUGAUGAGGGUGGAGCUGGCGAGCGAACGAGGAGCGUGACCCACAGUGACUGGACCAGAGCCGCGGAUGUAGGUCCGUCAUUCCGCAAGUAAAGGACCAGGGAGGAGUGAUGAAGAAAACUGUGAACAGUCGCUGUAAUGGAGGAGGCCUGGUGGCUGAUGGGUGUCGACGUAUAUGACUCUUAGGUUUGGGGUUUUCUGGGUUUCUUCACUAAAGACCUGACGGACGGGAGAUGAAGAAAGACACGUGAAGUAUCAGAGCUGCACUCCUCGCAGCAAGCAGGCCUGAGUUCAUUUGACAAAAUGUCCCCCACUGUUUUUUUUUUUAACUCAUAAAGUUGUCGUUGUAAAGUAAAUGUAUAUAACUGGUGCAUCUUGUCUUAAAAGAAAUUACACUCUUUCUUUUUAUUUUAUUUUUUUUUUAAAAAGAGAAGUAUAUACAGAGUAGAACUUCAAACGGUGUAUUACUAUACUGAAUGUCUCUCAGUGGGUAUGCACACAGACACAGUGGAUACAUUUGUUUUAGCUCACCUGUCAGUUACAGAUCUAAGACUGGACAUCAGUCCAUGCAUGCACUUGUGUAUUUGUGGCUUAACAAAAGGUAAGAAAUUACAAAUGUUUUGACUUUACUUUGCACAUAGGGCACUGUAUUUUACUGAACCGGCCUGAAAGCUCAAACAUGGGGCUGGUUCCAGAUCUGUAAAUGAGAAACUCUUCAGUGGAGCAGCUGGAAAUAUACUAAAACGAAGGUGGGAAGCUGGUCUCAAGGAAAUAUCUGUUUGUAUGACCUGUUCUGCCUCCUGUGAGGUGCAGUACUGUGGUGGAGGGUGUAUGAAAUCAAAGGAGUUCUAAAAAGGUCCACCAGAGGUCACUAAAACCCCAUGAAUCAUGUGAGGAAGUUGAGAAAUACUGAUAAUUAAAUUUAGUCGGGUGUUGUUUGGGUUGUCAUAUUCAUUUAUUUGUGCCUUUAUUUAAUUGAAGACCAGCUCUGGGUGUUAAACCACAGCAGCUCCAAAUUUUGAGAGUGGACCUUGACUAUAUCAAAUCAUCAGACUGUGUUUUGAUCAGAACUGUCUGUUGAACACUGCGUCGAUCUGUUUGGUUGUGCUCGCUGUACAAAAUGCUUCAUAGAUGAGUCAGCUGACACAAUCAACAGCCAUCACCACUGGAGCUGGUGUCCUUGACAGAGGUGGACACGUCACCAACUAUGCUGUGUGCACCGAGGAAGACUGGAUGCAAUAUUUUUACAGAGAAUCCAAAUCAUGUAGCAUGUAAGCAAAUAUUCAAAUAAACCUCUGUUGCUUCUAA
Mugil cephalus (flathead mullet) is the source of this 3984-nucleotide messenger RNA. It is a transcript of the gene scyl1, whose product is annotated as SCY1-like, kinase-like 1. Bases 72 to 2681 code for a protein of 869 amino acids. The transcript is spliced from 19 exons. Gene Ontology annotation, biological process: protein phosphorylation. Gene Ontology annotation, molecular function: protein kinase activity; ATP binding. The record is from RefSeq and is a predicted model, not a curated record. NCBI's taxonomy places the organism in Eukaryota, Metazoa, Chordata, Actinopteri, Mugiliformes, Mugilidae.